AUGUCUGCCAAUAGAAGACCAGGUUAUUUAUCAAAUGAUUGCAUUGCAACUAUAAAUUUUAUAUCUGAAAAAAUUUCGGAGUCACUUCAUAUUCUAGAUCAUGAUCCAUCUCUAGCAUUAUACCAAAUGCAAGUUCACAUUCAUAAGACAUUACCAAAGAUAACAUCAAGGAAAUAUAAAAUGAUAAAAAUUAAUGAACAAUUAGAUGGAGCAUGUUUUGACAUAGAUAAUUCAAAGGAUGCUGUUAAUUGCAUGUUAAAAACAUCGCCCUGUUUACAACGUAUGAAGAAUAAAAUGAAUGAAUGUCUGUACUUCAGUCAACAGUUAGAUUAUGAACAUAAACGCUUAGGCUACUUGCAUAAUUGUGAUAAUAAUAUUCCAAAUGAUACAUUGUCAACAACAACUACUACUCAAUAA
This is a messenger RNA of Strongyloides ratti, 417 nucleotides long. RefSeq names its product Protein MEF2BNB. The transcript is spliced from 3 exons. Gene Ontology annotation, cellular component: BORC complex. The coding region runs from base 1 to 417 and encodes 138 amino acids. The record is from RefSeq and is a predicted model, not a curated record. Lineage: Eukaryota; Metazoa; Nematoda; Chromadorea; Rhabditida; Strongyloididae.